AUGAUCAUCAACCACAACCAUCAUCAUGGUAGCAUAAUAUCAACAGCAAAGCAAAGCAAAGCAAAAAGAAAGACAUUAAAUUGUAUUAUCAAUCAAUUCACUACUUGCAUAUUUGCAAAUGGAUCAACAUCAUUCCUUGACGAAAAGGAUAAGAUCAGCAUAUCUGGAUUUUCUUCGGGUGGCUUUUUCGCCGUCCAAUUUCACAUGGCCUUUUCAUCGAUUAUUAAAGGUGCUGCCAUCAUUGCUGCUGGUCCUUAUUAUUGCGGACAAGGAAAUGCAGAUAUAGCAGUUGAACAAUGUAUGAAUAAUGCUUCAUUAAUUUCAAUACCAAAAUUAUUAAAUUAUACUGAGCAUGCUGAACGUACCUUUGCAAUUGAUUCAACUGACAAUCUUGCACGUCAAAGAGUAUACCUAUUCUCUGGUAAAUAUGAUUCAAGUAUUCGUCCAGGUACCGUCCAUAAAUUAGAGGAAUAUUAUUCAAAGUUUGUACCAUUUUGGUCAAUCAAGAGUGUCUACAAUGUACCUGCAGAACACUCGAUUGUAACUAAAACCUAUGGUAACAAUUGUACUUAUUUCGGGUGGCCAUGGAUCAAUCAAUGUGGUUAUGAUACAACUUUUAAUUUAUUAUCACAUUUGUAUGGCUUCUUAUUCCCUGCUUCAAAUACUCCUUCUUUAGCUUCAAAUAUUGUUGAAUUUAAUCAAACUGCAUUCUUACCAAUUGGUACUACAAAUGAAUUUGCUGGAUUAGACCAAAGUGCAUUUGCAUAUGUUCCACAAUCAUGUAGAUUAUUAAAAAACAAAGGAAGAUGUUCAUUACAUGUAGCAUUUCAUGGAUGCACCCAAUCAGUAUCAUUUGUUAAUAGUACAUAUUAUAUGAAUAUUGGAUACAAUCAAGUUGCCGACAAUAAUAACUUGAUUAUUCUUUAUCCACAAGCUCUUGCAAACGCUUUGAAUCCAAAUGGAUAUUUUGAAAUGUUCUAA
Cavenderia fasciculata is the source of this 981-nucleotide messenger RNA. RefSeq lists its product as uncharacterized. The transcript is spliced from 6 exons. Lineage: Eukaryota; Evosea; Eumycetozoa; Acytosteliales; Cavenderiaceae. Bases 1 to 981 code for a protein of 326 amino acids. The record is from RefSeq and is a predicted model, not a curated record.